CAGAUAGAGAUUGUGUCUGUUCAUCAAAAUGCGCAGCGCAUACCGAAGAACAUUGUGAGUCUGCGCGGAUAAGCGCAAAGCAAUGUCACUAAACAUAUAAUAUGGAGAGAGAUAUAUCCCAGUCAUCUACAGUUAUUGUUAACUAAUUUCCUUUAUUUAUUUAUUAUUAUAUAUUUUUUUACGUCAUCCUUCUUUUUUUAAAAUAGCUAUACAAUUUCAUAUCCACUCGGAUGGGUAUGGCUUGCACGUCAUGAGAAUCGUAACGGAGGGAGACUCUACGAUGCAAGAAGCCUGCUGAACUCACGAAGUUUUCGAGCUGUCUGGAAACCGGAGUAUUUUUUUUUGCGCCAUGAAAGCGCACGCUGCAGUUUGUUCUAGACAUCUCGCGAAACCACGAAGAGGAGCUAAGUGAUCUAUCCUCAUCACAUCGUUUCACAUCCUCUGUUUUCUGUUGCAAUGGUCCUGUGAUGAUCUGGACUAGGAUAGCAACAUUCCUGUACACCACUGCUUUGCACUUCCCUGGAAUAUCGGUACAGUAGCCCAGACGCAGACAAGACUAAUUCAUUGUUUGAGAUAUAAUGAUGGCCAGUAUGAAGCAACCCCAACACCUGCUCUCAGCGCUUACACUACUUCCUUUGAUAUUGUGCAUGCACCCAGACUGUGUCAUGCAGCUAGAAAAAGAGAAAUGCAUGGAGCGGAAGGCCAUGGACAACCUUGGCAGCAGUAACCCUGAAUAUGUGUGCCAGUGGAUGUGGGAUAACCUGACGUGCUGGCAACCAGCUAAAAUGGGUGAUGUGGUAUGGAUGCCAUGCCCUGAGCUAUUUGAGGUCAUGAGUGAGGAGUAUGAUGAGUUUGCAAAGGUGAGUCGGAACUGCACGGAAGAGGGCUGGUCAGAGAUGUUCCCCCAUUAUGUGGAUGUGUGUCCUAUUGAUGACAACAGAACCAGUAUGGGAAAGUAUUAUGUUUCAGUGAAGGCCCUGUACACAGUGGGGUACAGCACCUCACUGAUUUCCCUCACCACUGCCAUGGUCAUCCUCUGCUGGUUCAGGAAGCUGCACUGCACUAGGAACUUCAUCCAUAUGAAUCUGUUUGUGUCUUUUAUACUGAGGGCAAUCUCAGUCUUCAUCAAAGAUGGGAUUCUGUAUGCUGAAGAGGACAGCAACCACUGCUUUACUCACACUGUGGAAUGCAAAGCAGUCAUGGUGUUUUUUCACUACUGCGUUUUGUCUAACUACUUCUGGCUCUUCAUCGAGGGCCUAUAUCUCUUCACUCUGCUAGUGGAGACUUUCUUCCCUGAGAGGAGAUAUUUCUACUGGUACACCGUCGUCGGGUGGGGAACCCCAACAGUGUGUGUGACAAUCUGGGCAGUUCUACGUGUCCAUUUUGAUAACAUUGGAUGUUGGGAUAUAAAUGACAAUGCUGCCAUCUGGUGGGUGAUAAAGGGACCUGUCCUUGCCUCUAUUAUGAUAAACUUUGUUCUCUUUAUUGGCAUCAUUAUAAUCCUUGUCCAGAAGUUGCAGUCUCCGGACAUUGGAGGAAAUGAAUCCAGCAUUUACCUGCGCCUGGCUCGCUCCACUCUUCUGCUGAUCCCACUCUUUGGUAUCCACUACACCAUCUUUGCCUUCACUCCUGAGGAUGUGAGCAAGAGAGAGAGGCUCGUGUUUGAGUUGGGUCUGGGCUCUUUUCAGGGAUUUGUUGUAGCUGUGCUGUACUGUUUCCUUAACGGAGAAGUGCAGUCAGAAAUCAAGAGGAAGUGGCGGAGCUGGACAGUGAACCGUUACUUUGCGGUGGACCUGAAGCACCGGCACCCGUCCCUAGCGAGCAGCGGCGUGAAUGGAGGCACACAGCUCUCCAUCCUCAGUAAGAGCAGCUCACAGAUCCGCAUGUCCAGCCUGCAGGCGGAGACGCCGGCCACGUGAGCUGCAGGCGCCCUGAGCAGACCUAUCCGAUCUGCAGCCACAGAGUCAGACUCUUCACACCUAGUGCUAUAGUAGUCCAACUCCACAGCCAAGUUUUUCUGCGUCCUCACCUGUUUGAGCUUGCACUGGGCGGGGCUAAGCCUAUACUUGGUGUCUGUCAUCACAACAGUGAGCUCCUGAAGUGCUUUUGAACCCCGGUACACCCCAUGCCUCUAGUGGUCGAGGAACUUGCAGGAGCCUCUCUCAGCUCAGAACCACCGACUUGGUUUAUGUUCAUGUUAAAUCCAGUGAGCCAUGGAAAUCUGAUGGGCCUGGUCAUUCGUCAACAGUGUUACUUUAGGCACAUAAAAAACUGCAUGAAUGUUUCAUGACCCUUAAUAGAAAAACUGUUGAUGACCUGCCAUGACCCUUACAUGACCUUUAGUUCAAAAGCUAUUGAUAACCUGCCAAGAGACGGCAGUCUAUACUGAUCAAAUGUGAAGAAUGUGAAGAAUUGAAUCCAUAAUUCAGAGGGCUAUGGAAAGGAGAAAGAAAUUGAUAUUUUCUUGUAUAUACCAUUACCACAUCAGUCCUAAUAAAUCGCACAUUUCCAAAAAUACAAAUAUUAUAAAAUUGGAUAUAUACAUCAUGCACUGGUUUUCUAUCCCAGGAUUUAGUCCUAAACUAGACUAAAAGGGUCUUUCAGUAGUGAACUGCAAUUUAAACCAAGACAAGGCUUAAACCAUGCCCAGGAAAGUGGCCCUAUCUGAUUUGAAUACAGUACAAAAAUAUGAGGUGAACAAGAUGAACUUCUGACCUCGUAAAGCUCAUUUAUCCCAUUGCAAUUUAUCCUAUUCUAGUCUGUCUGCAUGUGCAAAGUGGAUGUUUUCAAGUGCUCUUUCACUUAGGCUACACCAUCCUGCUUAGAAUAAUAUGGUCUUCUUGAUAAAUACCACUUCUCAAAUAAUUAAUGAGAGAAUAUUCAUCAACAAGCAGGGAAAAACAAUUGUGUGAAAAAAUUCAGAAACCCAGUGCAUAAUUUAUUGGUAUAUCACAUCUUAAGCACAGUGUUUGAAGAGAGUUUUAAGAGUUCUUAAGGCAGAGAGAAGACACACUCAUGUGACUUGCACUGCCAAUAAAAUUGUGAGAGAACUGAGAGGAGAAGCAGCUUAAAGGGUUUUCUUUUCCAGCCCUCAAUAUUCAAACUGAAGUGUGUCCAUUAGUGUAGAACUGUGAAAGUGCGUUUUUAGUAGCCACAUCUGAAAAAAAUGGGACUUGUAGUGUUCUUUGAUCACAUUGGCUAAAGCUUUGACGUCUACUUCAGCGGAAUAAUUACCGUUAUGAUGAGUACAAUGUGAAUGGAUGUCACUGGUAUUUUAAAUUACUAGGUGGCUUUUUCAAACAGACAUUAGUACAGACAAUGUCACCAAAGCAAGCAAAAAGCAAAACACCUCAUGAUUCUGAUUCAUGUGGUUAAUUCAGUACUGUUUGUAUGAAUUUAACUUCAACUCAUCCUUUUCAAUUCUUUAAACCAUUGGGGUCAUAUUUUUAGACAUGAUACCUUUGACAGCUAAAAUCAUUUGUCUAUACAAUGUAGCUUCAGCUACAUCAAAUAAAUUAUCAAAUUAUUGAUGUGUAAAUGAAAAAUGUCUUCUUCAUGUUCAUGAAAUUCAGCUAAUUUUAAGAUGGAUAUGACAUUUUUUUAUAUAAAGUUUUUAGAUUGUUACUUUGUGAUAAUAUCUAUGUGAUAACCACUUAACAUAAUACCACACCAGAGUAAUAGCUUCAUCAUCAUACUUAAAAUAACAUAAAAAAUCUUUAUACUCAAAUAUAGUAAAAUAAAAUCAUUUGUCAAUCAUUAUAUUCAAAAUUAAUAAACAUAUUUGGAUCUUUCACCCUAUACAGCCUGCAUUGCCGUACUUGUUUGCAAAGGCUCUGGAAGCUUUGCAGCAGAUGUCAUUUCAGAGGUCUAACAGGGAUCCUCAGAAGGUUGAGGUAAUCUUGAAAGUGCCUUUUGCACAAAAGGAAGAUAUGUACAGGCAGGAAAAGCCAAAACUAAACUGCAAAUACAUGGAACCGCAUUGUUCUGUAGAAGUCCUCUGUAUGUGCUUCACAAUGUUGACGUUUUGAAAACCAAGGGGCCUUUGGAGAAUGCAUGCUCUGUUUGUAAGCAUACAAUUAGACCUUUGACCUUUGAGAAAUGCAUAAAAUUAGCAUUUUUUUAAAAAUUGUAUAUGUUUUUGAUAUAGUGCACCAAAUUGGAUCACAUUUUUAAAUGUGGGAUAUUGCAUAUUAGAUUUAUUAAUGCAGCAUAAUUAAACAUUUUCCUUCUUAACAUUACACAUAAAAAACCACCACAGAUCAUUACUUUUUUUGGCUGGUAACCUUUAACAUAUUGGAGAAUCAAUACCUUAUAAAUUUUAGGAAUUUUUAUUAUGAACAAUAUUAUACAAAGCAUCAUCACAACACAAUGAACUGCCAUGAUAUACAAACAAAAACUGCAAAAUUAAGCUAAAUUUAAAUUAAUACAAACAGAAGAUGAAACAUAUACAACAUUAAAGAUUAUUUUAUAUGUGUACUAUUUAUUCUUGUGUAAAAUUACAACAUAUUUUAAUCCCUUUUCAAAUAUUGCUUAAUGUUAUCAUGUAUCUGAAUAAUUUUAUAUUUUAAUAAAUUCCAAGUAAAGCUAAACAAAAGUAGAAAUACUAAAUAGAUAAAUGAAAUAUAUUUUACGUUUUCAUAUCAGCCCAGAAAGUUGAUAAUCUUACAUACAUGGAAGAUCCCUUGUUACAUUCUCUGGUGUGUUUGGUAAUCAGAAGCAAUCAGAAGCAUCAGAAGCAUCCACAAAGUUCCCCAAAGUUCCCCAGUUUUUUAAGCCCCGCACCACAAGCCCUGAUUUCAGUAUUUAAGUUCCCCCAUUUUAAGCAUUUCAGUACAUUAUUGGAAUCUUCUGGAGUUGUACAUGACUGUAACAAUGAAAUUCUAUGAAAUUGUAAUUCAACUAUAUCCAAAUGAUUCGAUAGAUAUUUUUGAAGCAAAACAUUGAGUGUCUUGAAACCUUUUUUGUGUUGUACAAUACUUACAAUAAUAUCCUGCUGUCAUGUCCCUUUUAAUGAAGAUCUCAACACCUAACAUUUUGAAGUCAUGUUUUGAUAUGAGGUGUGCCACAGGUAUCUGUUUCCUUUGGAUGUUGAUGUCAAAAAUAUUAUUCAAUCAAUACAUUUCAAGAACCUAAUGUUCUAGACAAUAGUUAUAGUGUAAGUAUUAACAUUUACCUUGUUGUGGCCCACUACAUGUGGUGAAAUUGCUUUAAGUGCAAUAUUAUGUAUUGUGCUACUGUAGUAGUAUCGACAUAGGUAGUUAUUUACAUUUUUUCUGUGCUAAAAUAAUGUUUUUGGUGUUUUGGUAGUGUUGUUAAACUGUAUAGCCUGUAGUAUUGAUGCCUUUAAUCUUGAUGCAUGCAUCUCCUGUUAUUUGGUGCUUUUCUCAGCAAACAAAACUUGUAGUUCACUGAUUAUAUUGAUGUUUUGAAGUAUAUGUUUCAUCUCAGAACACAGCUGUCAAAUUAGAAUCUAACAUGUUGGAAGAAAAGCUGUAAUUAUGAAUGGAUUCAGGCAAGUGUUGCUGAUAACUCUGACUGUCAUUUUCAUGACAUCAGUGGCAUGUUGCAAGAUGCUGUUCUGAAAUGUAUUGGCUUUAAUAGUCCAGAAAAUAUCUUUCCUUCACACCCCAAAUUCUACUGCCAUCUCACCAACCAGUACAUACCACAGUAUUCCAUGGCUGUUAACUUUCAGCUCUAGUGUCUUCACUGGCCAUUGUAAAGUUCUUACAAUGACACUUGGCAAAACAUUACAGUAGUCAUUUAGUAAGCACUGAGCAUAGGGCUUAAUAUGUAUUACUGAGUGAUGCAAACUGAGAGUACAAAGGGCAUUCUUUCAUAACAUGUAAAGUCAUAUGUAUUAUGUGAAUUCAUUUCAAAUUUCACAUCUAACAAUACCUCAAUGAAAGCAAAUGCUAAAACCACAUUGAAAAAAAGUAUUUAGAAAAUAAAACUAGACAUCCAUGGUUGUCAAUAGAAACAUGCAAAGAAAGAGGCAAUAAUCACAAUAGUGCCACAUGAUAUAAUGAAUAAGAUAAUCACUUUUGUUGUUUUUUUCUGUUUUAAAUGAACAUUGAGAUAGCAUUGGCAAAUCUAGAGUGUUCUGCUCCUAAAGCUCAGAAACAUAACUUGAAUAAGCUAAAACAACUAUUUUGCAGACAAGCAGUGACUUGACAGUGAUUACUGAAUGUAACUACCUAAUGUAAUUCCACCGCUAAUCUUAUUCUUCCUGUGAACAAAACAUUGCUUUUUUUCCCUUUGAUCUUCUAUUUUUACUGCUAAAAGUGUCUCUUUGUUUUGAUGUAUGCUAGAUUUUUGUAUGCAUUGAAUUGCAUUAAAUGCCUCUGAAAUUGA
Molecule: messenger RNA, 6351 nt
Organism: Electrophorus electricus (electric eel)
Lineage: Eukaryota; Metazoa; Chordata; Actinopteri; Gymnotiformes; Gymnotidae
Gene: adcyap1r1b
Product: adenylate cyclase activating polypeptide 1b (pituitary) receptor type I
Biological process (GO): adenylate cyclase-modulating G protein-coupled receptor signaling pathway; cell surface receptor signaling pathway
Cellular component (GO): plasma membrane
Molecular function (GO): G protein-coupled peptide receptor activity; vasoactive intestinal polypeptide receptor activity; peptide hormone binding
Source: RefSeq, a predicted model, not a curated record